Dacryopinax primogenitus is the source of this 756-nucleotide messenger RNA. RefSeq lists its product as uncharacterized. The coding region runs from base 1 to 756 and encodes 251 amino acids. The record is from RefSeq and is a predicted model, not a curated record. The transcript is spliced from 3 exons. NCBI's taxonomy places the organism in Eukaryota, Fungi, Basidiomycota, Dacrymycetes, Dacrymycetales, Dacrymycetaceae.
AUGCGGAUAUUCGAAGUGGCAGUUGCCCAAGGCGUAAAACACUACGUCUGGGGUAAUAUCAUCUACCACACCAAGCUCGGCGGGUACAAUCCAAAGUAUCGGACCGGCCAUACCGAUGGGAAGGCUCGCAUUGGAGAAUGGUUCCUUGCCCAGAAGUUGGAGGACGUUACCAUCACACUCUUUACUACGUGCCCCUACGCCAAUAUGUUGUGGGAUGGCCAAUUCAAUCCGACAAAAAACGAGGAUGGUUCAUUCACAUUCUACUCUUCGAUUGGUGACGGCAUGGUUCCUCUCAUCGCGCUUGAGGAUAUCGGCCCCUACAUCGACUGGAUCUUCACCCACAGAGAGCGGGCUAGCAACUUGGAUCUCGACGUGGUGACCGAUAUUGUGCAAUAUCCCGCGAUUAUCUCUUCUUUUGAAAAAGUCACUGGGAAGAAGACACAUUGGAACGACCUUCCAUAUGAGGAGUUCGCGAAGAUACGCGGCAUGACGGACGAUAUUCCAGCUGCGUGGGCCCACACGACGGGCGAGUACAACGAUCCAAGUGGGAUGAGCGUCAAGGACAACUGUAAAGGAUGGUGGAACGUUUGGCGGGACGGUCUAUUUACGUGGGAUAAGGUAGAUGUGGACUUGUUAGAUGAAAUCCAUCCGGGCAGGAUCAGGGGCCUUGAGGAGUGGAUGAGCAAGGUUGGGUAUGAUGGAGAACGGAAACCGUUCCUGAAGGACAGGAUCGAUACUGGUCACCGCCUGAAAUGA